AUGGGUGCAGCCAGCUGCCACAGCUGCAGCUGCAACUGCGAUGACGAUGGCAUGGAAGGCCGUGGCAACUUCACUGUUUUGCAGACCUCCUCCGCCAUGUGCCCAAACGAUGAUGGUGACGAGUGGCUUGCAGAAGCUGUGAUGGACCUCACAGCCAAAAAGUCCGAGCUCGAAGUUACCUUCCUGCUACCACGCACCGGUACGCAGACGCUCGUGUUCAAGAGAAAGCCUUUGGGCCUAGACUUCAACCGGCACAUGCCUGUCACUAUCAAGCACGUGCGGCCGGGAACACAUGCGGAAGAGUUAGGCGUUCAGGAAGGCUGGCAAGUGCAGGCCAUCCACGGAUACGAUGCAACUAGGGCUUCAUUCAAUGAUGUCUACACGGCUUUGAAAGAUGCGUCGGCAUUGCUGUGA
Symbiodinium necroappetens is the source of this 414-nucleotide messenger RNA. NCBI's taxonomy places the organism in Eukaryota, Dinophyceae, Suessiales, Symbiodiniaceae. The record is from the annotation of a GenBank genome assembly.